GCCAGCCUAGCAGUUCCACACACUAGAGGACUGCUGUAUACCUGCUCUUGUAAACUACAACUUAAGUUAAAUUAAGCUGCUCAAUACCGAACAGGAAAGUGGACUUGACCGACGUCACAAUGUCCAGAGAUGUUGACCUGCUUCUCAUCGGGAAGACGGGCAAUGGGAAGAGUUCAACAGGCAACUCCAUCCUCAAGAGACGAGUGUUUAAAACCAGCGCCGACACCAACUCCGUGACCAAACGCAUCCGCUCCGAUUGUGCCGAGUACAACGGUCGCGUGAUCAAGGUCGUUGAUGGACCAGGGGUUGGUGACACUGACCUUAGCGGAGAAGAAGGUUUAAAGCUGGUCAUUGACUGUAUGAAAGACGCCAUAGCUUCUAACACUAAAGGGUACCACGCUUUUCUAUUGGUUGUCCGAUAUGGAGGGAGAUUCACUAAAGAGGAUCAACAAACGAUAGAGCGGUUGAAGGGUAUUUUCGGAGAAGACCUGGUCAGGAAAUAUUGCAUCUUGCUAGUCACUUGUGGGGAUAACUUUGACCCUGAAGAGGCUGAAACCAAUUCUUUUGAAAGUUGGUGCCUUAAUCAAACGGGUCCGUUCAAGUUUCUGGUAGAAGAGUGUCAGAGACGCGUCCUGUUGUUUGACAACAGAACUAAAGAUGAAGCUAGGAGAGACGCUCAGAUUGACAGGUUAUUAGACAUGGUGGAUGGUCUAGACAACAACGGACAACGCUACACUCACGUGGAGUUCCAAAACGCGGAGAAACAUCGAGAAAGACUUGAACUGGAAUCCAAGCUUCCGGUUAUAAGAGACGAUCAGUGGAGAGAAUCCAGCCUUAUUUUACAACAACUCACCGCGAUCAAGUUUGAUGAUUUUGAUUGCCAGCUUUCGAGACUCCAGAAACUAAAAGAGAGGGCGAAAACUUUACUGGAAGGUUUUUUACAACUGGACAACAACACGGGGGCGUUGAUAGAGGUAAUCAAAAAUGCCAGAGAAAUACUUGGCACCGUCGAUGAGCAGAUUGUGAAGACCCAGGAAGCGAAGAUUACCCACGAGAAACAGAAGAAGUUGGAGGAAGAAAUGAAACGUCUUAGAGAGGAACGUGAACGUAGUGACAGAGAACAUGAAGAAGAGAGAAGGAGAGAAAGGGAAAAGAGGAUGGAGGAGCUAGAACAAGAAAUGAGAGAAAAAAAGCGCAUGAUGGAUGUAACGUUGGAGGAAAUGCGAAAGAAAGCUAUUAAGGUAGAGGAAGAACAAGUUCAAGUGAAGGAAAAUUCUAUAUGGGGGACGAUUAAAUCCAUUGGCUCCUUUAUUUUGAACACGGUUGCUCCGUUUAUACUGAGAAAAUUAAUUUUCAAGGUUUAAACAGAUCUAUACCAUACAACGAUGGUAUCAACGACCUUCCGAAUGUGGAAUCCUCCAAAGAUUAUGUCAAAGCCACACUCUCAGGCAGCUGAUGAUCAGCUUCAGUAAGGCUGGGCCACGGGACAGGCCAGAAAAAAAAAAAACUGGACUGCAAAACGAAGAAAGAUGACCACUAAGAACAGUGACCCCCCCCCCCCCCUUCACACUACAGAUGUUUGCAAGAAACACUGCCUACAAAGCAUUCAGAAUUACUUUAAUUAAGAACCCUUUGGCCCAUAUUAAAGCGUUAAGUUCUGUAUCGUUAUAUUUCAAUAAUUCAUACAUAAAUUUAAAGUUUAUUUUGUUUACAAUGUUAAGCUGUAUAAUGAGAACUCUAUCAACAUCAGUGAAAAAUAAUGUUAAUGGCAUUGGUUAGGGUCAAAUGUUAUAUUUGAUACUAUUGUGCUUCCAGUGACUUAACAAUGGCCCCACUUUAUACCUCAAGAACUAGGGCCGACAUGUCUUGUGUUGUGUUAAAAUUACUAUUUUUUGAGAAAAAUUUUCAUGUACGAUAUUUUUUUUUUUUUGUAAAACACUAAUAUGCUUUUAAUAAAAAAUUUAAAAUUAUAUAAAGAAUAAUAAACUUAAUUAAAGCCAAAUAGUUUGAGU
Molecule: messenger RNA, 2012 nt
Organism: Physella acuta
Lineage: Eukaryota; Metazoa; Mollusca; Gastropoda; Physidae
Molecular function (GO): GTP binding
Source: RefSeq, a predicted model, not a curated record